Anneissia japonica is the source of this 1581-nucleotide messenger RNA. Its product is annotated as transmembrane protein 223-like. The transcript has 3 exons. The record is from RefSeq and is a predicted model, not a curated record. Gene Ontology annotation, cellular component: mitochondrion. The coding region runs from base 145 to 1053 and encodes 302 amino acids. NCBI's taxonomy places the organism in Eukaryota, Metazoa, Echinodermata, Crinoidea, Comatulida, Comatulidae. Gene Ontology annotation, biological process: nervous system development.
CUAGUCAUAACAUAACUCGUCAUGCGCCGGCAGCCGGUUAAAGUGCAAAGGUUAGAAAUUGACCCGUAUCGAUUCCGCGACAUAAACACAUGUGGAUGCUGAUCGAAAAAGGGCAGACAUACAAAUUUCAAUAGGGUACAGCGUAUGUCAGCAGACUUUUGGAAGUCUCAGGAACUAUUCAUAACAAGUAAUAGACCACAGAAUACAAUUAUCAUUAUGCAAUGCUUCCAGAAAAUGUAUAUCCUGAAAUUCCAUCAAUUGCAAUGCCUCCCUCUGAUCAUACAGCCCAGUUACAACAUGUUUACUAGCUGCAAACUGUUGACCAUCUGCAAACUACUUACCAGCUGCCAGCUGUUUACCAGAGUGACAUCUUAUAGAAGAAUUUCCAGGUGGCCAAUUGCGUAUCAUCAAGCCAUCUGCAAUAGGAAUAGAUCUGUCGUCCCUUUAGCAGUCAAACCGCUGCUUGUUAGAUAUUGCAGCAAUGAAAUUACGAAGCCUGUUCUAUUGUACAGGGGUGAACAGAAGAGACUAUUCCAGUUCGUCAGUUUCUUUGCCAUCAGCCAGUUGAUAUUUUGGGUUUAUUUAACGAACUUUGCGUUCACUUCAAUGAAAGACUCUCACAUGAAACAAGAAAUAAAGUAUGGUCCAGAGGGUGCACCAAAUGAACUACGAAACUGGACUACGUGGGAGGGAAUAAAAUUGAAUCUCUCUGCAUCAAGGUGGAGAUAUGGAGUCACAGUUUUAUCAAUGAUAGCAGGUGGAGGGAUAUUUACACUGGCAUUUCUGUAUUCCCGAAAGAACAUCAACGCUCUAGUGCUACGCCAGGGUGGAAAACAUCUCACAUUUAAGACUUACGGCAUCUUCGCCCAAGGCUACACGUUCACCGUGCCAGUGAAGCAUGUAUCGUGUGAAUACACACGCCACGGCGGACGGAAAACCUUGCCAAUUAAAGUGAAGGACCAUCGAAUGUUUUACACGCUGGACACAGGUGACGGGAAGUUCUACAAUGGACGAUUAUUUGACACAUCUGUUACAGUUAGGCGUCAUUUUUAGUUUUGAAUUGUUGCAGUUUUUACCACUUUUAAAAAUAACUGUCUGGGAAAAACCCUUUAAAAAUUCAAUUAAUAUCAUGAAUUGCAAAUUUAAAUGAAGCAAUAAUUCACUAUCUUGUUAGUAAGACGCAGAUCUAAAAAUAGUUGUUUUUCAUUGAAUAAAUCUCUAUUAUUACUAUUUAAGUUUGUCAAUUACAUUAUCCAUAUCUGGGCAUGAUGUUUUUAUAUCACUCACACCUAUAUAUAGCCAUGAUGUCAUAUAGUAUGACACACCUGGAAGUUUUCUUACCUGACUACUAGCAAAUUUAAUGAUACAGGAAUGGUAAAUUAUUAAUGCAUUUGUUAUCAAUAGAUGGGGCGUUUAUUGUUGAGAAGGUUUAUUCAAGGGAGGCAUUAUUUUUGUUGGUGUAAUAUGGAUAACGUGUAUAUACUCAAAUAAAUUUCCAUCAAAACUUUUUAUUGCAUGAUACAAACCAGGUUAGAAAAAUGAAAUUCUACUGGAUAAAACAUUAAUAGAAUGUGUUGAGAA